GUAACAAGUUGAAUUGACGUCCUGCAAAGCACAAAUAUUGUACAUUAAUUGGAAAGAUGGCAGACAAAGGUGUGUGUCCAGUUCCCUAUCCUUACUUUCCAUAUUUAAAUAUCAGAAAUGCUAUUUAGCUGUUUACCCAUAACUCGCACUUCCCAUCUGCUUCAUCGCAGCUACCCCGCCACUCGCUCCCACCAACAAGUCUAACUAACCAAAACUCUCAGAGCCAACCCCCCAAGAAGAAGCUGCCGCACGCGCAAAGGAAGCAGCAGAACAAGCUGCCCUUCCAUACAAAUGGACGCAAGCGAUUUCCGACUUGGACAUCACUGUCGAAAUUCCCGGGAACCUUAAGGCUAAAGAUUUAAUCGUUGAUAUCAAACGCCAAUCACUAAAAGUAUCCGUCAAGGGUCAAACUCCUAUAAUCGAUGUAUGUUCUUUCUCGGUCUCCUUCUCCAAUACCCUUACCUCUCUGACAUAUUGGCAUCAGGAUGCACUCCCUCACCCCAUUCUCUUAGAUGAGAGCACCUGGACCCUGAGCAGUCUCCCUUCGGGCAGCAAAGCUCUUGAAAUUCAUCUGGAUAAAGUAAAUAAGAUGGAAUGGUGGGCACAUGUUGUCGUCUCCGCACCAAAAAUAGAUGUUACCAAAAUCACACCCGAGAACAGUAAAUUGGGAGAUUUGGAUGGGGAGACAAGAGGGAUGGUGGAGAAGAUGAUGUGGGAACAGAGAGAUAAGGAGAUGAACGGCGGAAUCAGUAGUGAGGAGAGGAAGAAGAAAGAGAUUCUAGAGAAGUUUCAGAAAGAACAUCCGGAGCUGGACUUCUCGAAGGCAAAGAUGAACUAAACGUUCCGCCUUUCAAGGUAGCAGGUGACAAAAUGAUUACAAUGGACAAAUUAAGUUGGAGGUAAUGCAAUACAUGCGAGUGCUAUAGCUGGUUGCAACACUCAUGAGGAUACCUAUUUAUUUGGCGAAAAACGAAACAUAAAACUAUUUCUCU
Messenger RNA from Sclerotinia trifoliorum, 992 nucleotides. The record is from the annotation of a GenBank genome assembly. NCBI's taxonomy places the organism in Eukaryota, Fungi, Ascomycota, Leotiomycetes, Helotiales, Sclerotiniaceae.